Messenger RNA from Pelagomonas calceolata, 950 nucleotides. The record is from the annotation of a GenBank genome assembly. NCBI's taxonomy places the organism in Eukaryota, Pelagophyceae, Pelagomonadales, Pelagomonadaceae.
CCGCGCGUCCCCAGCUACGCGCUAAUUCAGCGCGAGCUAUAGCAAACUAUUCGUGCGCCAGCACGCCAUCGCUGCGAGCAACCACUGCUACCGCGCACGCCACGCGCAAUAGCCGAGACACGCUGCGCUAGGCACAGCCGACAGCCAUGGUCCGCCCUAGAAACUUAGGCCGCGUCGGCCAGGGCCCGGCCAACCCCGUCAAGGACUGGCUCGAGUCCUUACCACCGGUCACGCGCGUCUGGUUCGUGGCGUCCUUCGGCACGACGUGUCUGAUCAGCUUCGGCCUCGUCGACCCCUAUAGACUAUUGUGGAGCUGGCCCGCCGUGCGUCAUAGGUUUGAGGUCUGGCGGUUGAUCACGCCCUACUUCUUCUUCGGGGGGUUUAGCUUCCCGUUCCUCAUCAACUUAUACUUAUUACAACAGUACUCCAAGGGCUACGAGAUUUCGCCGUAUAAUACUGGAGGUGGCGGCGACACGGCGGACUAUAUCUGGAUGAUGUUCCUGGGAGCGUUGAUGCUCUGCGGCGUUUCGGAGUUCAUGGGCCAGGUCGCGCCGGCCCAGGCCAUGUUGUAUCUGGUGCUCUACGUCUGGUCGCGGCGGAACCCGACCCAGCAAGUGUCGCUGUACGGCUUCCCGGUCCAGGCCAUCAUGCUGCCCUGGGCGCUCUGCGCCUUCAACAUGGUCAUCGGGAAUUCGUUGUUACUACCAUUGAUGGGCAUCGGCGUCGGGCACCUCUACUACUUCGCUAUUGAAGUGUUACCGGACGCGUACGGUGUUGAUAUUGUAAAAACGCCGCGGGCGUUGAUUGAUGCCUGCGGCGGCGGCGGCGGCGGUGCGCCGGCGGUGGCGCCGGGCGUCCGGGGCGCGGCGCCGCCGGGCCGCCGCGCGCCGCCGGCGCCGCCGCGGGGCGGCCACAACUGGGGCGGCGGGCGCGUGCUUGGCGAGCGCUGA